UGGCGGGCUGAGGCUAUGCACUUGGGCGGGAGAGAGCGCUGCGUGGAACCCGGCUCCCCAGCACGCCUCGCGGGGGAAACAGCCCGGACACUCGUGUGCGCAUGCGUGCCCGCGCUAGCCUUGUUUCCCGCCUGGAAGAAGCAGGUGCUGAGGGAAAGCGAAGGAAGGAAGCGAGGCCGCUCCUCUUGCUGGGAAUUGUAGUCUUAUUGGCGGAUGGACGCAAUGCUCUUGCAUGAGAGAGAGCGCCGCGGGGAACUUGGUUUCCCGGGGUGCUUCGCGGGGGAAAAAUUGGCUAAGGGAGUCUGUGUGCGCAUGCGUGCUCGCGCUUGGCCUCGUUUCCCGCUUAGGAGAAGCAGGCGGGCGCGCUGAGGCGAAGGAAGGAAGGCAGGAAAGGAAGGCCUCUCUCUCCAUCCUGCCAUGGCGCCGCCCUCGUCGCCCUCCUCCUCCCCGUCCUCCUCGUCGCCCUUCUCCUCUCCGUCCGCUCCCCCGAGGAGCCGCAGCCUCCGCCAGGCCCUGCGGCCUACUCCAUCCCCGGCCUCUGCUAGGCCUCCAGGCAGCCUGUCUUCCUCUGACGACGAAGAGGGCGACUCCGGGAGCGACUUCGAGGCCACGCUGCGCCUCAGGUCCAAGAAGAAGAGGUCCCGUCCCGCCGCCGCCGCCCCGGCGGCAAAGAGACCCCGGAGAAGAGGGACUGCCCCGGAGGAGGCGGGUAAGGGUUCUCGGAAGCACCCCAAAGGAGGCAGAAGAGGAGAAGAAGAAGCAGCAGCAGGAGGGAGCCUCUUCCAGGCGGUGUCCUCGGGGAAGAGUGCCACAGAGUCUCUGGUGGAUGACUGGCUGGAGGGCUACAAGCAAGACAAGGAGGGAGGAUUCCUGGAGCUGGUCAACUUCUUGGUGCGCUCAUGUGGCUGCAAAGGGACGGUGACUUUGGAGAUGCUCAGUGGCCUUCAGAAUUCGGAGAUCAUCCAACGGCUGACGGAAUCCUUUGACGAGGAGUCUGCCGAGUACCCACUGUCCCUGAACAGCCCUGCCUGGCGGCGCUUCCGGGUGGGGUUCUGUGAGCUAAUUGCAGUCCUGGUGCGCCGGGCCCAGCAUGGUGUGAUCUAUGACGAGUACCUGAUGGACAGCCUUGUGGCCCUGCUGACUGGCAUGUCUGAUUCGCAAGUGCGUGCCUUCCGCCACACCAGCACCCUGGCAGCCAUGAAGCUGAUGACGGCCCUGGUGCGUGUGGCCCUGAGCAUCAGCGUGCAGAAAGACAACCGUCAGCGGCAGUAUGAGGCUGAGCGGGCCAAGGGACUCAACCGCAGGGCCCCAGAGAAAAUGGAAGAGCUGCUUGAGCAGCGCAGAGAGUUCCAAGAGAAACAGGAAGAGCUGGAGAGCCUGAUGAAUGCCAUCUUCAAGGGAGUCUUUGUCCAUCGCUACCGUGACCUGGUCCCUGAAAUCCGUGCCAUUUGCAUUGAGGAGAUGGGCCAGUGGAUGCAGUACUACAGCACCUCCUUCCUGACGGAUGGCUACCUCAAGUACAUUGGCUGGACACUGCAUGACAAGCAAGGGGAGGUCCGCCUCAAGUGCCUGCUGGCUCUGAAAGGGCUCUACCGUGACAAGGAGACAGCGGCCCGGAUGGAGCUCUUCACCAGCCGCUUCAAGGAGCGGAUGGUGUCCAUGGUGCUGGACAAAGAGCUCCAGGUGGCAGUGGAGGCGGUCAGGCUGCUCACCCUCAUCCUCCAGAACAUGGAGGAUGUGCUGACCGACUCGGACUGCGAAAGCAUUUUCCCACUGGUUUAUGCUUCCAGCCGCCCCAUGGCCUCUGCUGCGGGGGAAUUCUUACACAGGAAGCUGUUGGCGCCUGCAACCUAUGCCAGCGGAGAAGCCGAAGGAUGCAGUGAGGACUCCCGCACCUUCCUUCAGUCGCUGCUCUGCUUCUUCAUCGAAAGUGAGUUCCAUGACCAUGCGGCCUAUUUGGUGGACAGCCUGUGGGACUGCGCAGCUCCGCUCCUGAAGGACUGGCCGGUGCUGACUGGGCUCCUGCUGGAGGAGCCCCCGCUGGAAGGGCUGGGCGACCGGCAGGAGAAUGCCCUCAUCAUGAUCCUAGUGUCCAGUAUGCGCCAGGCCACAGAGGGACAUCCUCCCGUCGGCAGGGCCUCUGGAAAGAAGGCAUUCUCUGCCCGGGAGCGCAAGAUGCAAGCAGAGGACCGCCGGAGGCUCACCCAGCACCUCAUCCCACUGCUGCCUCAACUGAUCGCCAAGUUCUCUGCUGACGCUGAGAAGGUGGUCUCCCUGCUAGAGGCCCCUGGCUACUUUGACCUGGCCCUUUACAGCACGGGGCGCCUGGAGAAGUACCUAGAGCUGCUCCUGGUGCAGCUUCGGGAGGUGGUGGAGAAGCACUCGGACCCGGAGGUGCUGGGUGCCGCAUCCCGCGCGCUACAUCUGCUCUGCCGUCCGGAGCUGACCUUCUUCAGCCGCGCAGACUUUGCCCGCAGCCGCCUGGUGGACCACCUGGCAGACAAGUUCCAGCACAAAGCCAAGGAGCUGUUCCAGAAUUCCGUCCUGAAAGAAGAGGAUGCUUACAGCAUGGCAGCCACUCUGAAGCGCAUUGCCAUCUUCCACAGUGCUCACGAUCUGACUCCGUGGGGUUUCUUUGAGCCCUGCAAGCGUCUCCUCCACCAUGCAGUGGACACAGGAGAGGUCCCACAGGAGGUGGUUACCUCGGCCAUGACCUGCUGUCACUUCUCUCUGCUCUGGGAACUGGCCCAUAUCUCAGGUUCGGCCGAUGAGCUUUCUCCCAGCCAGGAGCAGGUGCUGAGCCUGAAAAAGAAAGUGAAGUCCUUCUGUUCUCUUUGCCAGCGUUGCUUCACGGAUACGGAUCCUAAGGUCCAGGAGCAGGCCUUUGUUCUCCUGAGCGAUCUCCUCCUGGUCUUCAGCCCACAGUCGGCCAAAAAAGGAGGCGGAGGAAGCAAUGAGGGGAGUCCUGGGCUGGCGGCUCUGGCCUAUCAAGCGGAGCCAGCUCUGCAGUCUCAGAUGGCUUGCUUCCUGCUGGACCAUGUCUUCAGCCACUGCCAGGAUCAAGACAGCAUUGUGGAUGAAGAGGAGGACAGUGGGGCGCUCCACAUCGAGCGCCUGCACCAACGCCGUAACCUUCUGGCCGGGUUCUGCAAGUUGGUCAUCUAUGGGGUCCUGGAGCUGAGUGCUGCCUCCGACGUCUUCAAAUACUACGCCAAGUGCUAUAAUGAUUAUGGUGACAUCAUCAAGGAGACGCUGAACCGGGUUCGCCAGAUUGACCGGACAGAGUGGGCCCAGACCCUGCUCCUCAGCCUGCAGCAGCUGCUGGCCCAACUGCUCCUGGAACAGGGGCCCGGAGGCGUGGAGUCGGAGGCCUUCCAGGAGAUCCGGGACCUGGCGCGGCGCUUCUCCCUGCUCUUUGGGCUGCACCAGCUCCAGAACCGUUCGGCCCUCGUGGCUCUGCACAAGGCAGGGAUCAAGUUUGCCUUCCAGGAGGCGGCCUCCCCAAACGCCCAGCUGGGCCUGGUCCACCUGCCCUUCCUGGAGCUGCUGAGCGAGUUCUCUCCCCGACUGAUGCAUCCCGACAAGGCCCUGCUCUUGUCCUACCUGAAGAGGUUCUGCCCGGCUGCUCAGAGCGAGGAGCCCCACUGGACCUCCUUCCUGGUGUAUCAGCAUUCCCUGAGCCCCCAGGAAGAGGAGCGGCCCAAGUCAGCCGCCAAGAGGAGCCGCCUGGACGGAUCCUCCUCUUCUGAGCUGCGAGUCAGCGAUGCCAGCCUCCCCUCCAGCAGAAGCAGCAGCCGCCUGCAGACCCCGCUGCUGACCUCCACGGCCCUCAGGGUCAAGGACCAGGCGAAGGGGGGCCUCCAGUUGAAGGGGCAGGUGGACUCUGGGGGCUCCGAGUCGGAGUUUGUGCUCAGCAGCCACACUCCGCUGCCCACCCAGGGGGGCCCUCCUCGCAGACACCGGCCGCAGCCCCAGCUUCCCAUGAAGGGGGACCACAGUGGGCUCCUCCUGGGCCGAAGACUGGAUCGGCAGCAGCUGAUGGAGGCUGAGGAGGUCAUGAUCGAGAGCCUAGAGAGCAGCCAGGACGAGGAGGAGGAAAACGAUGACGACUUUGCCUCCGGGCUGAACGACUGAGGCUGAGCCUCCCACCUCCCUCUUCCCUUCCCACCGGUCAGUGCCUUGUGCCUCAGGGCCAGUUUUGGAGCUGAAGUUAAGCCGAUUGCUUUUUCUCCCAGGCCCCUUCCCUCAGAAGGAAGGUUGGAGGGGGCCGCCGUGGGACUGUUUCCGUUGCACUGUUUCUGUUGCACUGUUUGCAGAGUUCUAGGCUGUUUGCCUGUCUCUGCUUGUUGACUCUCGGUUCAAGGAUAAAGUUUUUUUGUGCAAAGCA
This is a messenger RNA of Anolis carolinensis (green anole), 4387 nucleotides long. RefSeq names its product STAG3 cohesin complex component (gene stag3). Gene Ontology annotation, biological process: sister chromatid cohesion. Gene Ontology annotation, molecular function: chromatin binding. The transcript has 31 exons. The coding region runs from base 418 to 4134 and encodes 1238 amino acids. NCBI's taxonomy places the organism in Eukaryota, Metazoa, Chordata, Lepidosauria, Squamata, Anolidae. The record is from RefSeq and is a predicted model, not a curated record. Gene Ontology annotation, cellular component: cohesin complex; chromatin; nucleus.